UAAUUUAAAUAAUUAAAUUUUCAAAUUUUUAUUAUAUUAAAAAUAUAUAAAAAUUAAAUAUUUUUUUAUAAUUUUAAUUUUUUUUUCCGAAAUUCCAUUAAUAAAAAAUAUGAAUCCGAUAAGAUUUCAGCUGAUAGUAUGUUUGUUGUGCUCUUACAAUGUCGUCAAAAAUGUCGGGGCUCAAACUGUUAAGUACGGUUACGAUCAACAACAAGCUUUGGAUCCGAGAUACACUCAACAACCAACCCAGAUCGGGAGACAAUUCAUCCAAUACUACAACGGAGUUCUGCGGAUCAACAACAGGGAAGUCCCCAGAUGUUUUUGGUGGGACAACGGAAAAUUUUUCGUCAAUCAAAAUACCCGAAACGAGAUCGUCAUCAACGGAAAGCGUAUUCCGGAUUACUUUACCAGGUUAGGUUACCAGGGUCAGCCUCCUCCAUGUUCGGAAAGCAGUCCAGGAUACGGAUACGAAUACGGAUCGGGUGCAUCUAGCUCGAUUAUCUCGGCCACCGGAAUUUGCGUUAAGAUCGCGAGCGGGUUGCUGGCAUGGCUGUUAGGAUCGAGAUUCAAACUUAUGUGAACAAAAAUGGGAAGAACAAAAACAAAUCAAAAAAGAAUCAAUAUAAUUUAAAAAAAACCAGCAUAUUAUUAAUUAACUAGUAUAAUUAUUUAUACAUUUUAUUUUUUCAUUUUCUCUCUCUAUUUAUAUAUAUAUAAGAUGCUAGAUGGUAGGUUUUAUAUUACAAUCUUGUAAUCUAUGCACUUACACGUCCUCAAAUUAUUUAUUAAAAUUAUAUGUAUAAACUACUA
Gordionus sp. m RMFG-2023 is the source of this 810-nucleotide messenger RNA. RefSeq lists its product as uncharacterized. The transcript has 2 exons. The record is from RefSeq and is a predicted model, not a curated record. NCBI's taxonomy places the organism in Eukaryota, Metazoa, Nematomorpha, Gordioida, Chordodea, Parachordodidae. The coding region runs from base 110 to 580 and encodes 156 amino acids.